Rangifer tarandus platyrhynchus (Svalbard reindeer) is the source of this 1491-nucleotide messenger RNA. The record is from the annotation of a GenBank genome assembly. Lineage: Eukaryota; Metazoa; Chordata; Mammalia; Artiodactyla; Cervidae.
AUGGUCCUCGCAGGGCUGCUGCUGCUGCUCACCCUGCUAGCUGGCGCUCACCUGCUGUGGGGCCGGUGGAAGCUCAGAAACCUCCACCUCCCACCGCUGGUCCCCGGCUUCCUGCACCUGCUGCAGCCCAACCUCCCCAUCCAUCUGCUGAGCCUGACUCAGAAACUCGGGCCUGUCUACAGGCUUCGCCUUGGGCUGCAAGAGGUGGUGGUGCUGAACUCCAAGAGGACCAUCGAGGAGGCUAUGAUCAGGAAAUGGGUGGAUUUUGCCGGCAGACCCCAGAUACCAUCCUACAAGCUGGUGUCUCAGCGCUGCCAGGACAUCUCUCUGGGGGACUAUUCUCUGCUCUGGAAGGCUCACAAGAAACUCACUCGCUCAGCCUUGCUGCUGGGUAUCCGCAGCUCCAUGGAGCCCUGGGUGGAGCAGCUGACCCAGGAGUUCUGCGAGCGCAUGAAAGUCCAAGCUGGUGCCCCCGUGACCAUCCAGAAGGAAUUCUCUCUCCUCACCUGCAGCAUCAUCUGUUACCUCACUUUUGGAGAUAAGGAGGACACCUUAGUACAUGCCUUUCACGACUGUGUUCAGGACUUGAUGAAGACCUGGGGCCACUGGUCCAUCCAGAUUUUGGACCUGGUUCCUUUUCUCAGGUUCUUCCCCAACCCUGGGCUCUGGAGGCUGAAGCAGGCCAUAGAGAACAGGGACCACAUGGUGGAGAAGCAGCUGAGGCGCCACAAGGAGAGCAUGGUGGCUGGCCAGUGGAAGGAUAUGAUGGACUACAUGCUCCAGGGGGUAGGGAGGCAAAGAGUAGAAGAGGGCCCAGGACAGCUCCUGGAAGGACACGUGCACAUGUCUGUGGUGGACCUUUUCAUUGGGGGCACUGAAACCACGGCGAGCACCCUCUCCUGGGCUGUGGCGUUCCUGCUUCACCACCCUGAGAUUCAGCGCCGCCUUCAGGAGGAGUUGGAUCGUGAGCUGGGCCCCGGAGCCUCCUGCUCCCGAAUCACUUACAAGGACCGUGCUCGGUUGCCUCUGCUCAACGCCACCAUCGCGGAGGUUCUGCGCCUGCGGCCGGUCGUGCCCCUGGCCUUGCAUCACCGCACCACGCGGCCUAGCAGCAUCUUCGGCUACGACAUCCCUGAGGGCAUGGUCGUUAUCCCCAACCUCCAAGGUGCCCACCUGGACGAGACCGUCUGGGAGCAGCCGCACGAGUUUCGGCCGGACCGCUUCCUGGAGCCGGGUGCGAACCCCAGCGCGCUGGCGUUUGGCUGCGGGGCGCGCGUGUGCCUGGGCGAGCCGCUGGCGCGCCUGGAGCUCUUCGUGGUGCUCCUGCGACUGCUGCAGGCCUUCACGCUGCUGCCACCGCCCGUGGGCGCCCUGCCGUCGCUGCAGCCGGAUCCCUACUGCGGCGUCACCCUCAAGGUCCAGCCUUUCCAGGUGCGGCUUCAGCCCCGGGGGAUGGAGGCCGGGACCUGGGAGAGCGCAAGUGCCCAGUGA